UCACUCUCCUCCAGUCGCUCGCAAUGCCGCCUCCUUCCAUGCAGGCUAACAGCGACUAGCCCAAUGACUCAUGGCCUUGUGCGCGAACAUCAGCAUAGGCACAGGGCGACAACCCCGACAAUUUUGGGGUUGCAGAGCAACCUACGUGUUAUUCGUGACCCCAAACGUCAGAGAGUCGCAGCGCAGGCGCAAGCAGCAGCCCACAUCUGGUCGUUAGCACAAGACAUCUCUCUCUAGCAAACCUCAAUCUAUCUCCGGCCUGUGAAUCUCUUGCAUCUCUUGCUCUUGCUCCCGCGAGCACUUUCGAGUAUGGCGGUGUUUCUACUACUCGCGAUCACGCUCUCCGUAGCUGCGAGUGCGCACUCCAGCAUCGCCGCUAGCGUCUCAGCAGCGGCAGCGCCGACUCCAUUCGUCGAGCCCAGCAGGGCCAACGGCUGGCAAGAGAGUGGCGCCUUCACUGUCCAUACAGCAUGGUCCUCGGAAGACUACGUGCUCACCUCCAUGGCUCCGCUGCCAGAUGGCCGCCACGUGGCAGUCGCGGACAGGAAGAAGCACAUAAUUCUCAAGAUCGAGCUGCCACUAUCCAAGACGUCUGCGGUGUCGGUGCUGGCGGGGCGCAACGGCAGCUAUGGCCUGGUGGACGAUCGGGGGGAGGCGGCACGGUUCAACAAUCCCACGCACCUGGCGGCUGACUGCCACGGCAACCUCUUCGUCGUGGACCAGGGCAAUUUCUACCUGCGCGUAAUUUCGCCACAUGGCGAUGUCACCACCGUUCGUCAAAGCAGCGACACUCUUUGUCGCCCCAUUCUUCAGCAACCGUCUAGCCACAGCACCCAGGCACCGCCUACCACCGUUCCACCGGAGUCACCUGGCCGAGCACUCCUUGGGCGCACGGGCAGCAACGGGGAAGCAUCUGUGCAUGCGGCCCAGCACCCUAACUCCCGCUCCAAACCUCACCAUGGGGAUGAGGCGAAGCUGGGGUCGGCUGUGUCUGGCAUGUGGUACAACGCUAGUAGCGGGGUGCUUUAUGUUGUGGACUCAGGCAGGCAGAGGAUUGCUGCUUUUGCGCCUGCUGCUGCUGCUGGUAAUGCUGCUGGUUACGUUGCUUUGAGCAGUGCUGCUGCUGCUGGUGCUGCUGCGGCCAGUGGAGUCUCGUUCGAAGACUCUGCUAAUAUCCCUGGGUGCUUAUGCAACUCCAGGAAUAGCUCUGGAGGAGGGCAUGAUGAUCCGCCUUCCUCCCCAUGGCUUGCAACAUGGCGCAACACGGGGGUGGCAGGGGGGGGCUUCGCUGCUGGCGUGCUGUGCGCUCAUGGCAAGCCGCUCCUCACAGCAGCAGCUGCCGGCACCUCGCAUGUGGGCUCCACCAUGUGGGUCAUCAUCCAGCGCGUUGCAUCCACAGGCCUUGCAGUGCUGCUGCUGCUCUUCUCCCUCCCCCAUCGCUUCAUGCGCCCAUCCUCUGACCACACCACCACCACUACCACAAUCAGCAGCGAUCACGGGCCCCUUGUCGUGCAUCCGUCCACCGAGCAGCAGGGUGGAGGGGGGCAGCAGCAGGAGCAGCAACGGGGUGAGCCAGCCAAGGCGACACUGCUAUCGCUGGUGUGGCCCUUCCGAUCGCCUGCUGCAGCCUCUGACGCCCCAACCACGCCACAGGGAAGUGAGGAGAGUGGUCUGCUGAUUAGCUUUUCAGAUGAGGAGGAGGAGAUGGGGGAUGGCAAGGCAGUUGGUAGUCAUCCACGACAUGAUGCCUCCUGUUCUGUACCCCCCGGUGCACCUGCCCCAGUUGAAACCUUGCAGGCUCAGAGCAGCACAGAAAUACCUGUCACAAUUGCUGCCACUGCCGGUAGUGUCCCUGUUCCAACUUGUAGCAGCGGUGACUCCACAGCGAGGGUCAUGACAGGUGUGGAGUUUGAUGAUGCUGUCGCCUCAGGCCAUGCUGCAUCUGCUACUGGGCAUACAGCUACCACAGUGAUGGCGAGCCGCGGUGGUGGUGUUAAUUUGUCCUCCGCGGAUCCAACCCCCUGUGCAGCAACUGGACCUUCUGGUGCUGCUUUUUUCAGCGACCUGGUGAAGGAGCAAAUGUUGCACACGUGGGUCCAGAGGCAGUGACCGGGAACUCUGCAAGAGAGAGUGCCUUCCAUCAGGGACUUCAGGGUGUGCGUGGUGCCCUUCGCCCAUCGGCCCAUGAAAGUAUGGACCUUGGGGUGAAAUAUACCGUAAUCCCCCGUAUAAAACACCCGCCGGAAUUAAGCUCCCCCGGGUAGCUUGAGCGGGUAUGGGUGUUUAAUUUUUCUGGAUAUACACAACACCCUACUCUCGGACGUGAAAACAUUUGAACACCCCCCUGCCACUAGAAUCUCCAUUUCUAGCAGGAAAUGCCAGAAUUUCGUGUUGCGUCGUUCCGCGGCUCAAUCGCAGAAAAAAACUGCUCGCGCCGA
Molecule: messenger RNA, 2438 nt
Organism: Closterium sp. NIES-67
Lineage: Eukaryota; Viridiplantae; Streptophyta; Zygnematophyceae; Desmidiales; Closteriaceae
Source: the annotation of a GenBank genome assembly